Messenger RNA from Sitodiplosis mosellana (orange wheat blossom midge), 2111 nucleotides. It is a transcript of the gene Rh50, whose product is annotated as ammonium transporter Rh type B-B. Gene Ontology annotation, biological process: ammonium homeostasis; ammonium transmembrane transport. Gene Ontology annotation, cellular component: plasma membrane. The record is from RefSeq and is a predicted model, not a curated record. Bases 603 to 1991 code for a protein of 462 amino acids. Gene Ontology annotation, molecular function: ammonium channel activity. The transcript is spliced from 7 exons. Lineage: Eukaryota; Metazoa; Arthropoda; Insecta; Diptera; Cecidomyiidae.
UUUCGCUCGUUAUUUCUGUCAUUCGUUCGAUCGUGUGCAAUCGAUACACAUGUGAAUCAUUUGCGGAGAAGUUCAGUAUACAGUGGAGCUGUACGGAGUUCGGGGGAUAUGCCAUACAUACGUAUGUAUGAAGCAGUGCGUUUAUGGCUACUUAGAUGUGUAUUGAACAGCAAUAGAAAUGUAAACACAGCAAAAAAUGCUGUUUCGCUCACACUUAUAGCGUAUGCACAGUAUCUCCGCCGAACUCCGCACAGCUCCGCUGUGCACUGGAUAUAUCCGCAAAUGGUUCAUUUGGGCAGAAGUCAAUAAUGUAUAAUUUAAAUAAGAAAAUGUCAAAUAAUACCAAUUACGUCAUUUGGUUCGUCCGAUUAGACGAUCCAGCUCAUUUCAAUGAAAAAGGUUAUCUGAAAAACGAUUCAGUUGUAACUAGAGCACCGCACAGAUAAGGUCACAUUUUUGACGUAUUGCAAAAGCAAUUGGUUUGCCUUACAAAGUUUCUUACAAAGAGUGUGAUCUUAAAUAAUUGGUUGUGUGUAAACAAGUUCUUUUCUGUCGAAAAGCUGAUUUGUUUUCAUCGCAUAUUGUGUGUUUAACGUAAGAAGAUGAAUACAGUUGGAUCCGAAGUAAGUGGGUUCAUUGGAAUUCUUAUCGUUCAAGUAACCAUCCUGAUUCUAUAUGGCAUUUUCGUCCGGUAUGACUAUGAAAUGCUACCAAGUGGCGGGAAAAAUGAUACUGCCACAUCCGAAGAAAUGUUGGCCAGCAUUGAAAAGGAGCAUCGUGUCAGCUACCCACACUUUCAGGAUAUUCACGUGAUGAUUUUCAUUGGUUUUGCGUACCUAAUGACAUUCCUCAAAAAGUAUGGAUUCAGUGCAUCGAGUUUCAAUUUGCUGGUUGCCGCACUCACUAUUCAAUGGGCUUUUUUGGCCAGAGGUAUAUUUCAGCUCGACAAUGGCCUAAUUCGCAUUUCCCUGACUCGUGUGAUUGAAGCAGAUAUCGCAGCGGCUGUUGUUUUAAUCAGUAUGGGCGCAAUGCUGGGUCGCACAACGCCCAUCCAGUUGCUGUUCAUGGCUCUGAUUGAAAUUGUUGUUUAUGCAUCGAACGAAUACUUUCAGCUGGAGUUGCUAAAGAUUACAGAUGCUGGCGGUUCGAUAAUAGUGCAUGCCUUUGGUGCAUAUUUCGGUUUGGCUGUGAGUUUGGUAAUGCGACCGACACGCCAGGAAAACACGGUCGGCACAAACGAGGGAUCAUCCUACAUAUCCGACGUAUUUGCAAUGGUCGGCACAAUAUUUUUAUGGAUAUUCUGGCCGAGCUUCAAUUCAGCAUUGUUGGACGAUAUCACGCAACAGCAUCGGGCCAUUUGCAAUACAUAUUUAUCCUUAGCUGCCGCCACGGUAACGACAUUUGUUGUGUCUGCUAUUGUUAGUCAUCAGCACAAAUUGGAUAUGGUUCAUAUACAGAAUUCAACAUUAGCCGGAGGUGUAGCCAUUGGAUCAGUUUGCAACUUGCUUAUUUCACCUCAUGGUGCCUUACUAAUUGGCACCAUUUCAGCCAUUAUUUCAGUGUUCGGCUAUCGGUAUCUAACGCCGUUGUUGAUGUCGAAGCUCCGGAUUCAUGAUACGUGCGGUGUACACAACCUGCAUGGACUACCCGCAGUUUUAUCAGCAGCAUUUUCCAUUUUUUAUGCCUGGAUCGCUUCAAUUGACAACUACAAAGAUUCACUCAUGGAUAUUUUCCCAGCAUUGAACCAUAAAAAUUCAACAUAUGCCCUUGAACACAACACAACAAGAAUUGUUGGGGGUUUUGGACGCACUGUGGCCGAACAGGCUGGCUAUCAGGCACUGGGCAUUGUAUCAACUAUCAUAGUUGCUGUGAUUGGUGGACUCAUCACCGGAAUGAUAUUGAAUUUACCGAUGAUGCGCAACUUAAAGAAGGAAGAACACCACGAUGAUGACAUUUAUUAUAAUGUUCCCGAAGAUUUUAAGCACAUUUAAGAAACAAUGAUGAAAAAAAUUAUUAAAAAAAGUUCCUACUCCUACAUGAUGCUUUGUUUUGAAGAAAUACAUUUAAGAAUAAUUAUUUUUGCAAACCAAUAAAAACCAAAAAAAAAAAUA